AGCAGAUACUUAAUGGAAUCUUAGUCGUUAUGAAUGUGUUGUUGCCUUAUUCAAGGUUACUUGUCGCUGAACUCAACGCUUUUGGUCAUUGAUGGCUUGUUUGACUAAUAUAACGUCAUGUGUAUUCUACAAACAGUUGAAAGGAUAAUUAUGAGGAAUAAUUAUGUUACACAUCUAGUUUAAUUGCUCGAAAGGGCUUGUCAAUGCAUAGGUGCUGAUUAUGGGUGAUCAGCGCCUGGUGUUUAACGCUGGCAUUGAAGCUUACGUGGACGAUGGUGCUCACAGGCCACCAAUUUGUAAGCAUUCCGCUUCAUGUCUGUCUAUGUAUGGUAAUUUCCAUUUGCUAAAGAAUUAUUACACCCUUCCUUAUUCAUGCAUUCAAAGUGGUUGUAGACUAGAUAAAUGGAAUCUUGUGUCAGACAAGUCUCAUUUACAGCUCCAAUGUGGCGUCUCUUUGCAGUUAGUGUUAAACGAUAUGCUAGGGAGCGGUGCAAUCACGGUUCAUGAAUAUUACGAUGCGCUGAGCAAUUUUAAGGAAGCAGUGAACAUUAACCUCCCCAAUAUCAAAAAUCUGCCAUUUUCAAAAAAGCGUAGCAUGCCAAUUAAAAUAAGCGGGAAGCUUAAGAACUACAAAAAUGAAGGUAAAACAUGGGUGUUCUUCUUAGAGAAAGUAUACAUAUCUAUUGGGAAACUUACUUUAUCAUCACCUUCUAUGAAGGUUUGCGUCACAAAAUGAGUACAAUCAAUUUCGUCUAUGAUUUUAUUU
Babesia bovis T2Bo is the source of this 766-nucleotide messenger RNA. RefSeq lists its product as uncharacterized. The record is from RefSeq and is a predicted model, not a curated record. NCBI's taxonomy places the organism in Eukaryota, Apicomplexa, Aconoidasida, Piroplasmida, Babesiidae. The coding region runs from base 221 to 736 and encodes 171 amino acids. The transcript has 2 exons.